GCUGGAGUCAGAAUCCGAAUCCACCCGGGGAGAAAACUAGGCGCGUUGCACCUCGGGAUACUGGAAGAGUCUGUCGUCGGUCAUCCUUUACAGCGUGCUUCCAAAAUGUUGGAGUCCUAUGUGACUCCAAUCUUGAUGAGCUACGUGAACCGUUACAUCAAGAAUCUCAAGCCGUCUGACCUUCAGCUAUCAUUAUGGGGAGGUGAUGCGGUCCUCAGCAAACUAGAACUGAAACUCGAUGUAUUGGAGCAGGAGCUAAAAUUGCCAUUCACUUUCUUGAGUGGACACAUUCAUGAGUUAAGGAUUCAUGUGCCAUGGACGAAGUUGGGCUCUGAACCUGUUGUUAUUACCAUAAACACUAUGGAAUGUAUCCUGAAGCUUAAGGAUGAUGUACAUGAUGAUCAUGAGAGCUGUGGCUCCAGUUCAACCAACCGCAGCACUACAGAGAGCAUAAAGUCAUUAGCUAAAACCCGACGCAUCCAACAAGUGACCUCAGCUGACCCUGACUUACCCCCAGGUUACGUACAGAGCUUAAUUAGGCGUGUUGUUAACAAUGUGAACAUUGUAGUCAACAAUCUCAUCUUGAAGUAUGUGGAGGAUGACAUUGUUCUCUCAGUCAACAUUACAUCUGCAGAAUGCUACACAGUGGAUGAGUUUUGGGAUCGAGCUUUCAUGGAUAUUCUAGCUCCAGAAUUGGUCUUGAGGAAGGUAAUCAACUUUUCUGAUUGCACCGUUUGUCUGGACAAGCGAAAUGCAAGUGGAAAAAUCGAAUUUUACCAGGAUCCGCUUCUCUACAAAUGUUCCUUUUGCACACGUUUGCACUUUACUUAUGACAAUCUCAACUCUAAAAUUCCAGCAAUCAUUAAGAUUCAGGCACUCGUUGAAAGUUUGAAGCUGUCCAUCACAGACCAACAACUUCCUAUGCUGAUUCGCAUAAUUCAGCUUGGAGUUGCACUUUACUAUGGUGAAAUUUGCUCUUACAAAGAUGUAGAAGUGGAGGAAGCAUGUUCUACAGCAAAGGAAACAUCCAUUACUCAAAUCGGUACUGAAUCUGAACCAGGAUCUCAAGGUCAACAUGCAAUCCAGUACCAGAACCUGGAUGCCCAGCAGCAGUUGCAGCAGCGGGAUGGUGAUGAUGAUCAAGGUUGGGUAUCUUGGGCAUGGUCUUUGGUUCCUGCACUGGUCAGUUAUUCUGAAGAGGCUGGUGAAAGCUAUGAAGUUGAUGAAAAUGGCAUCAGAAUAAAUUGCCCGAGAUCAUCACCUCAUAAGGAUCCAAUAGUUUCUGUGGGAUUUUACUGCACCAAAGCUACUAUCACUUUUAAGUUGACAGAAAUGCAAAUGGAGAGCAGCUAUUACAGCCCUCAGAAAGUGAAAUCCAAAGAAGUGCUUUGCUGGGAGCAAGAAGGGACAACUGUUGAGGUGCUGAUGAUGGGAGAACUUUUCUUUGACUGCCAAAUGGGUUUUGUGGGUUGCAAGGCUUUCUGCCUUAAGGGAAUAAUGGGUGUGAAAGACUUCGAAGAGCCUUCAAACAGAAGUGAAUCUGAAGCCUGUUUCUUCAGUUGUGGUGAAAGUCUGAACAGCAAGGGAUUAACAUACCUCACCAAUUCCCUGUUUGAUUAUCGAAGUCCAGAAAAUAAUGGAGUCAGGGCUGAGUUUAUUUUGGAUGCUGCUCAACACAAGGAGACAUACACAGAGAUAGCUGGCGUGCAGCGUUUUGGGGCCUUCUACAUGGAUUACCUAUACACAAUGGAGUGUAGUAGUGGCAGAGGUUCUGUUAGUCAACAACAAGAUGUUUCCAUAAACAAAAGUGAAGAUCUGGGCAGUGUCCAAGAGAUGUCCACGAAAAGUCUAGUUGUAGGUCCAAUGGAGGUUCGGCUGGACAGCAGUUCUGUUCACAGAAUACUAAAAAUGGUAGCCUGUGGACUGGAUCAUGAGUAUGAACCAUACAACAAACCUCACUCAGAAACUGUGGAUGAGAAGAGAACAAUGCCAAGCCAAGAGGAGUUGACUGCUUUAGAAGAGUAUAUUCCAACAAGGUUAACUUGUAUAACUGUUUUAAAAACAACAAUUACAAUUACUCUCGCUGAAUUCAACCUGCUCGACAACCUACUUCCAAUAAUUUUAGGUCAAAAGAACGCCAUGUCUUAUUUAAGUGCACCGCAUUUUCACCCAUUCCGACCACUACCUGCCUUGAGAAUACAAGUGGAUAAGGGCAGCUUGGAACAUUCUGUGCCAAUGUAUGCUGAACAACUUGUACCUGCUGUUAGCAGCCUUAACCAACCAUCUGAUAACUUGCUGCAUAACUGUUAUGCACACUGUUACGUUAAGAUAUUUGGUUUCCAGGCAGGCCUGACCUCCUUGGAUAGUGAAGGAUCAUUCUGUCCUCCUGUCCCAGUCAUUCUUCCUUUCAGCACAGCCUUUUAUGGCAAAUUACUUCGACUUCCAUCAUAUUGGUUGAAACGUCCAUUUGUCCGGACUACAGAGUGCAUAUUUGAAUUGCCCAGUCUGACUUUACAAGCAACGAGGGCCCAGACCCUGCUGCUGCAAACCAUUUUACAGAGUUGGACACACAAUACGGGAACAUCAGUAUCAUUGCCACUGGACGAAACUUUACUUAAGGACAUCUUCAGACCUUCAGGUGUGAAAUCCCAGAAUCCACUGCCAACUCUGGAGGGUUCUAUCCAAAAUGUUGAGUUGAAGUACUGUAGCACAUCAUUGGUAAAAUGUGUUUCGGGGACCAUGGGAUCAAUAAAAGCUUGUGCCAAAGCCCCAGGAAGGAAUGAUGGCAUGAAGGAAAAACUGAUUCCUCUAAUCCAAGGGCCUUCGGACACAAGAGAGUUGCACAAGAGCAAAUGGCUCAAUGAAAGCAGGAAGCCUGAAUCACUGUUUGCCCCUGACUUGAUAACUUUCACCAUCCAGAUUCCUCAGCAAAUGGACAGCUAUCAUAACUCUGGUGCUGUUCUUUUAGCCUGUGUGCAGGGAAUUGCAGUCAAUGUGGACCCAAUCUUUUAUGUAUGGCUUCUUCAGCUGCCUCAGAAAAUGAACAUGAAACAUAGAUCACAGCAAUCUGUGGGAGUUAUUCAGUCAGUCAUGCCAACAACAAGGAAGAAGGAGGAUGAGGUAUCUGUUGGCAGUACGCCAUUGGCAAUGCAGCAAUCAAAUCAGGCCUCUGAAUAUGCUAGCAGUCCUGUCAAAACGAAAACGGCGACAGAAUCUCGCCCGUUCUCUGUCCCAAUAAUAGUGAUGCAAAGCUCUGAGGAAUGGAGUAGCCCAGAGGAAAGAAUGAAAGAAAUCAUUGGAUUAGUAUGGGAUGGAGUCAAACGUUUAACGCUUCAGCUUGAGGUUCAGUCGUGUUGUGUAUUCUUUCCAAAUGAGAGUCUGCCAUCUCCAAGUACCAUCGUGGCAGGUGACAUCCCAGGGACGGUGAGGAAUUGGUACCAUACGGAAGCGAAUAUGCCUGGGACUUUGGUCAUCUGCUUACCUCAGAUAAAAGUGAUCAGUGCUGGCCACAAAUACAUGGAACCACUGCAGGAGAUUCCUUUUGUCAUUUCACGGCCUAUUCUGGAUGAAGGUGAUGCUUUCCCCUGGACCAUCAGUCUCAGCCAGUUUAGUGUGUAUACUUUACUCGGACAGCUGAAGGCAUGUAAUCUUUUGGAACCUUUGGGCUGUACUUCAACACUGGCCAUCACCUCACAUAAGCUGCAGAGCUCCAGCCCUGAAACCAGACAUUCAUUUGUCGUCUGUCUCCAUGUAGAUCUGGAGUCUCUGGAGAUGAAAUGCUCAAACCCUCAGGUCCAGUUAUUGUAUGAGCUGGCACACAGCAUGAACAGUGCCUGGGACAAAAUUCAGAAGAAAGGCAUACUGCGGCAGUCUUCUACCCAUCCUGAAUCAAUCUUAGCACCAAUGCCAGGGUCACCAAUAAGAAGUAGCGUCAGUACAGCACCACCAGAUGCCAGCACGUGUAGUCCUUCUGCUGAUAUUGGAACCACUACGGAGGGUGAUUCAGUCCAAAUGGUGGAUGAAAGUCCCUUCGCUGACUCUUCCACAUUGGAACAGAAAACUAGUAAUAUUGGUGGAACCACAGGAUGUAUAAGUUUAUGGAUGCAGUGGAUGUUGCCUAAAGUUACUAUUAACUUGUUUGCUCAGGAACCUAGCAGUAAAGGCACAGAUAUUUGUGUUGUUGGCGAACUUGAAGACCUGAGUGCUUCAGUUGAUAUUCAAGAUGUUUACACAAAGGUGAAGUGCAAAGUAGGCAGCUUCAAUAUUGAUCACUACAAGAGCAGCCUUGGGGAAGGCCCAUGGUCUCUGGGGCAUUUCGGAGGUGUUGUACUUUCUUGUACUGACAAGCUGAACAGACGCACUUUGUUGGUUCGACCCCUCAGCAAGCAAGAUCCCUUCAGUCAUUUCUCUGGCUUCUUUCCUCCUAUGGCAGCCAAACUUUUAGAAGGUUCCCACCAGCAGCACGGAUUUCUUUCUCUUACUUACACCAAAGCCGUUACGCGGAACGUCCGCCAUAAGUUAACAUCAAGGCCUGAGCGGGUUUCACGUAGCCUCCACAGAGUGGCGGAAGGCAUCGUGGACAGUUCUCCCCAGUAUCUUCAUGAGAUCCUCCUCAGUGCCCAGCCAUUCGAUGUCGUCCUUUCCUUCCCAUUGAUACACAGCGUUGCAAAGAUAUUCCAGGCAAAAUUGCCAAAGAAACCGAAGACGAAGCGGAAGUCAACAGGCCAACCUAUGAGGGCCUAUGGCCUAACAUCACGAGAGUUACCUCUUAUUUAUAUCAACACAAGUGUUGUCAGAGUGUUUUUUCCAAAAGGAGAAGAGCAGUACAAAAAAGGAGCUGUACAGAUGAAAGAAGAUACUUUGGUUCUUAAAAUUGGCUCAGUAUGCAUGGCUCCGCAGGCUGAUAACCCCCUUGGAAGGACCGUUCUGAGAAAGGAUAUUUACCAGAGAGCUCUGAAUUUAGGAAUACUACGAGACCCUGGAUCAGAAGUUGAGGAUAGACAAUACCAAAUCGACCUACAGUCCAUAACUAUUGGGACUGCCUUGUGGGAUCAGCUGAAACCUGAGAAGGACGUUGGUAAAGGAGGCCUUUGCCCAGAGAGUGAAAGGAAUUACCAGAAUCCAGCCCUGGAAUGGAACAUGUCCAACAGCAUUAGACGUCACCAAGAACGAAGAGCAAUUUUAACCCCAGUUUUGACAGAUUUCAGUGUUCGAGUAACAGCUGCCCCUGCUAUUCUUUUCACAAAACAGGUCUCGCUAGAGAAUAUACAGACUGAGGAAAUUAUAGUGUGUGGCCAUUCAUUGGAAGUCAAUGUUACGACAAGCCUGGACUUCUUCCUCAGUGUAGCUCAAGUUCAGCUCUUACAGGAAUUAAUACAGGUCAAUAUGCAUGAAUUGGAGCUUGUUGAUCCAACCACAGAGAACUGUCAAAAAGAACAGAAUAAGACCACUCCUGCAGAAGGAACUCCAAUGGAUACUUUGUCACGCCACAGUGGAGCUAAGGACAGUGGUAUUGGGAGUGACAGUGCACGAAUUCGGAUUGUUCAAAUUGAGCAGCAAAGCGGAACCAGUCAUCAUCGCCUUGCAAGGCCUUCCCGCCAGUCUUCCAUUGUGAAAAAUUUGAAUUUUAUCCCAUUUGAUAUAUUUGUCACAGCCAGCCGUAUUUCAUUAAUGACCUAUUCAACAGCAGCUAGUUCCAAAUCAAGGUCACAGCAAGAAAGCCCGAGCCAGAAGGUGAGCGACAAACUUGGCAGGAGCACGCUAAACCAGAAAAGUAUGGAGAUCGAAGGCAUGUCAGAGAAUAAAUCAGGCCAGCCAGGGAUUGCAGUGCUGACAGCUGAGGAUCUACUGAAUAGUAAUGCUCCAUUGAGCACAGGGAAGGUUACCAGUCACUUGUCACUAGAGAGCCUUCAUACGCCAAGCAGAUCAUCAGCUCGACAAGCUCUUGGCGUCACUGUAGUCCGGCAACCAGGCCGCAGAGGAACGAAUGAUCUUCAGCUAGAGCCCUUCGUGUACUUAGUGAUAGCCCAACCUUCUUUGUUAGUGAGUUGCCAUCACCGGAAGCAAAUGGUGGAUCUGUCAUUCUUUGAUGCCACGUUGAAAGCUGUCCCGCCAGACUACAAGUGUUUGGACCCUGGGAAGACUCUUCCAGAAGCUCUAGACUACAGUGUGUUUUGGUUGCAAACUGUUGCAGGUGACGUUGAUCUGAAAGCUGGCAUUCCCCCUCCACUCAUCUCUUUUCAAAUCAAAGACUUCCUCAAUGGGCCAGCUGAAGUCAAUUUGGAAUUGUCACGUCCUUGGAAAGUCAACUUAAGCCUUGUCAAACUGGAUCAAGCAACAAAGUUUUUCAAGAGCAUCCUGCCCAGAUAUGGUUCUGAGAUCACCUCCAAAGCUGCUGUCUCUCCUGAAACAGUUUAUUAUAAAGAGGAGAUGUUGACAUCAGCAUCUGGUGUGAGGAUUGAACCUGGAUCAUUUACUGAGAGAACCAUGGAUCAAGGAAGCAUUUGGAAAAUGAUGUCCUUCUUUCAGAAAUUUUCUAUCCACACAGCUCAGGUUGUUGUUGCAAUGGAGGCUGUGCCUCAUCCUGACAAGCCUUGCAUUUUGGCCUCUCUUUCAAGUCUAAAAGGGGCCCUUAAUAUAAAAGCAGGACCCAAAUCCACAGGAAUGAUUUUGGGUGCCACAUUUGCACUCCAACUGAAGGAUUUGCUUGUAAAGACCCGCCUGAAAGACAGAACCAGAGCACUAAUUGGCCCAUUCUGCUGUACCCUGCAACUGGACGCUAAGUGGUGCAGGCACAGUGGCGACCCUGACCCACAUCACUCUAUUCCAAAAACGCUGGUCGACUUGAAAGCUGGACUGAUCCAGAUAUUCUGGGGCCAAGAGCAUCUGAACUGUCUGAAUCUACUCCAUGAACUUCUCCAAGGAUAUUUUGGGCAAGAUGCCAAGUCUCAGACAUCAGACCACACACAGCAACCAUCAUCUGCCAUAGGCAGACAUCAAGCUUUCAAGACUGAACACAGUUCUGAUGACUUGAGGACAGGGCAGUUUCAGUACAUUCAAGAUGCAGAUGUGCAGAAAUUGCCAAGCAUUUUUGAAGUCGUUUUUUACAAUGAGACUGAUGACCGCCCAGGGAUGAUGAUGUGGAGGUACCCAGAGCCACGUGUCCUCACUCUAGUUAGAAUUAAUCCAGUGCCUUUCAACACAACUGAAGAUCCAGACAUCAGCACAGCGGAUCUUGGCGAUGUCUUACAGGUGCCUUGCAGCCUGCAGUAUUGGGAUGAGCUUCAACAAGUAUUUGUGGAUUAUCGCGAAUUUAGCCUGUCCGAGAGCAAGGCAUGUGAACUGCAGCUUCCUAACGUUACUUUGACUAGUGAUCAGAAGGAACUCAUAGCUUCUGACUUGUGGCGAAUUGUUCUCAAUAGUAACCAAGAAGUUACAGAAGAAUUGAGCAGUGAUGGCGAAUCUGGCUCACAAAGUGUCUGUGACCAGCUUGUGUCUCCAAUGGCAUUGGCAGCCUGCACCAGGGUAGAUUCAUGUUUUGCAGCAUGGUUCGUGCCUUCUUUUGGCAUCUCAUUGCGGUUUGCCCAAAUUGAGCUUCACCUUUGUCAUCAUCUGGAUCAGCUCGGUAGAGCACAUCCCAGCUGUCUUCAGGCAUUCAUCCCUGAUAGAAAGCUGCCUGCAGAGCAAGAAUACAUGAUUGUUUCUCUGAAAAGCCCAAAUGUCUACAUGCGGCAAUGGUCCGAUAGCCCUGUCUGCCAAGAGCUCCAGUUCUCUGCGAUCGCCAACUGCAAGCUGCUCGAAUACCGCAAUCUAACCAUGACAAGCAUUGUAAAACCCUUCACCUUUCAUGGGCAAGUAGUCAUGAGCAACAGCUGUGUGGAGCAGCUAAUCGACGGAAAUGUGUUUGUUGACCCCGUGUUUAUCAGUGUGGGGCAACACGCAGUUCAUUCACUAGACAUAGCAGCUCGUGCUUGGAGACAGAAUGAACAUCCAGAGGCAGAGGAGUUGGUCUUCAGCCACUUCGUGAUAUGUAAUGACACUCAGGAGACACUGCGGUUUGGCCAGGUGGAUACUGAUGAAAAUGUUCUAUUGGCCAGUGAGCACAGCCAUCAGUACAGCUGGCGUUCACACAAGUCCCCCCAGCUGCUUCACAUCUGUAUUGAGGGCUGGGGAAACUGGCGCUGGUCCGAGCCAUUCAGUGUGGACAACAUGGGCACAUUUGUUAGAAGUAUCCAGUACAAGGGCAGAACAGCAUCACUGAUCAUCAAAGUGCAGCCACUUAACAGUGUGCAAAAACAAAUAAUUAUUUGUGGAAGACAAGCUAUUUGCAGUUAUUUAAACCUGGACGUGGAACUGAAGGUGGUGCAGCAUUGCAGUGGGCAGGACGGACGCGAGUCGAUCAAGGAACAUCUUUGCUGUUUGCCACUGAAUCAAAAGAUACCAUCUUUUGUUCUUGAGAAUGCGGAAUUCACUGAGUUGUGCAUCAGGGUUAUGGGAAGUGACACAGACUGGUCACCAGAUGUGCGCCUAGAGACUCUUCAGUCUGAAGACAGCACCGUUAUUCAGGUUCCCAAUUCAAAUGGCUCCGUAUUGCAUGUGUGGUGUACUUGUCUGAACCUGGAUGUCAAAUCCCCUGUACAACAGAGAGUGCUGUUUCUCAGCCCUUUGUUUGUCAUGAGGAGCCAUCUCCCUGAUCCCAUUAUUCUACACGUCGAGAGGCGAAGUUUGGGUUUGAAAGAUCCACAAGUCAUUGCUGGAAAGGGGCAGGAAGAGCCACUUCAGAAUGUUGAACCAGAAGUCGUGCACCAUUUGACAUUUCAAGCAAGGGAGGAAGAUGAAGCAUCCCAGUGUGCAGUCCCCAUCUCAACGGUCCUCAUUAAACAAAUUGUCCGUGGCCCACAAAGUGAUUGUACUGUUGCCAAGUUACUUAGAGAGUUCUACAACAUGGACGCUGAUGCACGUAACCCUUGGCCCUACAUAACAAAGGAUCCUGAAAGCAAAAACAGCAGUGAGCUGCUUGCUCAGUGGGACAGCCCAAUGCAAGUUAAACUGUCUGCGUGGAAACCCUGCCUUAAUACACUUCUUGUUGAACUACUACCUUGGGCCUUGUUUGUCAACCAAUCCAAAUGGGACCUCUGGCUCUUUGAAGGCGAGAAGAUAAUCGUGCAGGUUCCUGCUGGGAAAGCAAUUGUCCCUCCAAACUUUCAGGAGCCUUUUCAGAUCGGUAUCUACUGGGCCAGCACAAACACUGUGCACAAAUCCACAGCAGUACGACUUGUGCAUGAUGUCACAUCCCCGAAGUGGAAGGAUUAUCCCGUCACUGAUGUCAUUACCCUGGAUGAGGAUGGGAUUGCUGAUGCAGAUGUAAAACUUGGAACCUUUCCCGAUCAUCAGAAGCUGUGUCAGUUUUGUAUAUCUUCAGUGGUGCGACAUGGGAUUCAGAUCCUGCUGAUUGAAGACAAGACCGUUAUAACAAAUGCCACGGCUCACAAAAUCUACUAUCGCCCUAUGCUCGUCUUCCCAGAACGAACAACACGAAAGGAGCAGGUCCAUGUGGUGGAGAGCUCUGUGUUUAGCCUCAGUCCAGCAAGAUCCCACUUUCCUGCUAUGCCACGCUCCAUUCCUUGCUGGGACCUCCUCGCUGGCGGAAGUCAAGCAGAUUUCACUGCCCCAUUGCCCCAGAAGUAUCUGCUGCUCGGCUACUCUCCGCAUGUUGGCAUAAACAGCUAUCACGACUGGAGUCUGCCAACUAUAAUUAGGCAAGAUUUCCCGAGGCAAAGUGUGGCAGUGCCUCUUGGGGAUUCUGAUGAAAGUGGAUUUUGUUCCAGAGCUAUGGUGGUAUCUUGUCAGGAAUACCUCGGUGUCACCUACAUAACUAUCAGUGAAGAUUCCAAUCCUCGAAUGAUCAUCCACAACAGAUGCACUGUUGGAAUCAUGAUGAAAGAAAAUCUGAAAGAUGCCCGAAAAUGUGCAGUUUAUUGUCGAAAAAUUCCCGCUGAGUGUUCAGUGCACCAUGAACUUUAUCAUCAAGUUUGGAGCUUCCCUGAAUGCAAAACUGAAGACCACCUUCCCAGCAUCCACCUCAGUGUGGUAUCCCCAUCUGAACUGUCUGAGGAUUGGAGCGAUGUCAUUGAUCUGAAUAGUCCUGGGACUCAGGUGGUGUUUCUGCCCGGUUACGGCUGUGUGUAUGUGGAUGUCAGUCAUCUUUCCAGCACUAUAACUGUGACCAUGGUUCCAGAGGGUAGAGCUGGCCCUGUCCUCACCAGCCUUUAUGGGACACCGAAACAAGCCAUUGCAAUGAGAGUGCUGAUUACUCAAGCGAGCCUGACGAUAAAUGACGAUGUGACCAAUCAUCGAAAAUCGUCGGAAUUGCUGAGGCUAACGCUGGACGAUGUUCUGUUGAAUCUCUCACCAGUGGUGAACCAUGCCAGGGCACCAUCAGGGGAAUUCCGACCUGAGCCCACUGUUGGAAUUGCAGAACUUUAUAUGCUGGAGGUGUGCGUGGGGGACUUGCAGAUCGACAAUCAACUUUACCACCAGUCCAGCUUUCACUUCCCUGCUCUGCUUUGCCAGGAGCUGAAGCCAGAAAGGCCACAUUGGAGAAAUGGCUCCCAUUCGACUCUCUCAGCCAGGGACCUUGAUGAGUACAAACGCAAUUGUUUCUUAACAGCCUGCAUCCUUUUGAGAGAGCAGAAUUUUGCCUUCACCAUGAAUGAACUGGAUUUUGAAUUGAAGCCUGCAAGACUCUAUGUGGAAGACACGUUCGUAUAUUACAUCAAGACUCUGUUUAGUACCUAUAUCCCAGACGGUGGUCUAUAUCAAAAACAAGUGAGAACGACUUCCUGCUCAGCAGCCGACCUGACUGUGCCAGAGCAAGUGGUUAUUGCCACUCGAGCACUAGUGAACCCAAUCAAAUUGCGGCGGUUGACCAUCCAUCCCAUCAGUUUGCUCGUCAGUGUUCACGCCUCAAUAAAAUUAUACAUUGCCUCGGACCAUGCUCCUCUUUCAUUCGCUCUCUUUGAGCGAGGGCCUAUCUACACCACUCCCAGGCAGCUUAUCCAUGCACUUGCCAUGCACUAUGCUGCAGGAGCAUUAUUCCGAGCAGGUUGGGUUGUCGGUUCUCUGGAAAUUCUUGGAAGUCCUGCUAACUUGGUGCGAAGUAUUGGUAAUGGGAUAGCAGACUUCUUCAGACUCCCAUAUGAGGGACUGACCCGUGGUCCAGGAGCUUUUGUCAGUGGAGUCUCCAGGGGAACAACUUCAUUUGUCAAACAUAUUUCAAAAGGUACCCUGACUUCGAUCACUAAUCUGGCUACAAGUUUAGCUCGGAACAUGGAUCGACUCUCUCUAGAUGAAGAGCACUAUAAUCGACAGGAGGAAUGGCGAAGGCAACUUCCCGACAGCCUGGGGGAAGGUCUGCGGCAGGGACUGUCCCGGCUCGGACUCAGUUUGCUUGGUGCCAUUGCUGGUAUUGUGGAUCAGCCGAUGCAGAAUUUCCAGAAGACGGUAGAGGUUUCAGCUGGACGCAAAGCCAAAGAUGUCAUCUCUGGUGUGGGUAAAGGCAUCGUGGGAGUUUUCACCAAGCCAAUUGGAGGGGCAGCUGAGUUGGUCUCACAAACUGGUUAUGGCAUUUUACACGGGGCUGGACUUUCUCAACUUCCCAAGCAGAGGUUUCACCCCACUGAGCAACAGACUGACCAGGCCCCAAACAGCCACAUCAAAUAUGUCUGGAAAAUGCUUCAGUCUUUGGGUAGGCCUGAAGUCUUUAUGGCCUUGGAUGUGGUUAUUGUGAGCAACUCUGGCCAGGAGUAUGAUGGUUGCUUGCUGCUCACCUCCGAGGUAUUGUUUGUGGUCAGUAUCAGUGAAGACACACAGCAGCAGGCUUUCCCAGUCACUGAGAUUGAGUGCAGCCUGGAUCCAAAGAAAGAGAACAUGCUGCAGGUUGUGCUCAAGCAACAGAGGGUAUCAUAUGACGCAGAGGGAGAUGGCAUUCGAGAGAGACUUUCUGAACAACAGUACGAUCGACUGGUGGAUUAUGUUACAAAAACAUCACACUACAUUAUUCCCAGCAGUGCAGCAAUGCAGCUGGCUUCUCAGGUAGUUGUUGCAGAUCCUCCUGCCUCGAGAAGCAAGACUUACCAGUACUUGGUUGAUAGCCACUACGGACUUGUGUUUGUCAGCAAGUUUUCUAUGGUGAAAAACAAGGCACUACGAAAGGGAUUUCAUUAGUCAGAAAUGUGCAACUAUGACAAAGUUUUUUUUUAAAGAGACAAAAGUGCCGGCAUUUUUUUUGACUAAACAGCUUGACAGUCAGCUCUUGAAGUGUAGCACAAUUUUAUCAUAAGAAACUUCAAUGAAAACAAGUGUAAUCUGGGUCAGCUUGUUUAUGUAAUUUAAUUAAUUUGCCUUUCUCUGACUGACUGUAUCAACUGUGUAAAUACUAUGUUGACUGAAAGGGAUGUGGCCACUCAUGCUUCGAGGCAACUUCGUUAAGUGCUGUCAAUAAUGAGAUUUUGCUAUUUGUUAAUCUUUACUUCAACAAAAGAUUUGUUAAUAUAACUGAAAAUAUCAAAAGCAAAUAAAUUUUCAAGGAGACAAUUACAAGGAGCCAUUUUCUUUUGCA
Messenger RNA from Stegostoma tigrinum, 12619 nucleotides. RefSeq names its product intermembrane lipid transfer protein VPS13B-like. The record is from RefSeq and is a predicted model, not a curated record. Bases 106 to 12225 code for a protein of 4039 amino acids. Lineage: Eukaryota; Metazoa; Chordata; Chondrichthyes; Orectolobiformes; Stegostomatidae. The transcript has 62 exons.